Coffea eugenioides is the source of this 1620-nucleotide messenger RNA. RefSeq lists its product as uncharacterized. Gene Ontology annotation, molecular function: acetylglucosaminyltransferase activity. The record is from RefSeq and is a predicted model, not a curated record. Bases 1 to 1620 code for a protein of 539 amino acids. The transcript has 4 exons. Lineage: Eukaryota; Viridiplantae; Streptophyta; Magnoliopsida; Gentianales; Rubiaceae.
AUGGCGUCAACAGCAGGGGCCAACGUUUCAGAGUUCAAAGAAAAAGUAAAUUUGUGGUCAGACAAUUUUGUAGUCAGAAACCUCUGCAGAGUAUUUGUGAUUUCAGGUCUAAUAAUUUUUGCCAUUCUUGUUUUGUUUUUCAAUGAUCCAACAUGUAAGGCUUCAGGGUUUUUGUCAACCUGGAAAAUAAGCCCUUCAUCUUCACAACCUGCAUCUACUGUUGAUGAUGUUCCCACAAAUGUUAGUCACCUAGCUUUUGGUCUCCAAGGCUCUGAGAAAACAUACCACUUCAGAAAGGCUUACUUGGAGGCUUGGUGGAGACCAAACAUAACAAGGGGAUACGUUUACAUUGAUAGAGAACCUACAGGAGAUCUUCUCCCAUGGUCUCCAAAGUCUCCUCAGUAUCGAAUGAAUGAUGAUCUCAGCAAAUUGAUUCAAGAAAUCAGGCCGAGAAGUGCUCUCAUGCCUCGAAUGGUACAUGGGAUAUUGGAAUUGUUUCGUGAGGAACAUGAAGGCAUAAGGUGGAUAAUCAUGGGCGAUGAUGAUACAAUGUUUUUUGUAGAUAAUCUGGUUCAUGUUCUUUCGAAGUAUGAUCAUACAAAGUACUACUACAUUGGGUAUCCAUCUGAAUUUGUUUUGUCCAAUUAUUGGUUCAAUUUUAACCAGGCAUUUGGUGGAGGUGGGAUUAUUCUUAGUUACCCUUUGGCAAAAGCACUUGUAAGAGAUAUGGAUCGCUGCCUCAGGAAAUAUUCAAACCUUUCGGCUGAUCUAAUGACUAUGGCCUGUUUAGCUGAUAUUGGAGCUAAUUUAACACCCCAUAAAGGUGUUCAUCAGAACGACUUAAGAGGUGAUUAUUCAGGUUUCUUAUCAUCCCAUCCCAAAGAGCUCGUCUUGUCUAUACACCACUGGGAUGUGUUAGAUCCAAUAUUCCCUAAAAAAGAUAGAUUUCAAUCAGCACAGCACCUCAUGAAAGCAGGAAAUGUCGAUCAAUCACGCCUGUUUCAGCAAACAAUUUGCCACCAUAGACCAACCAACUGGACAUUUUCCGUUUCCUGGGGAUAUUCUGCCCAUAUUUAUGAAAAAGUGAUGGCCAGAAGUUGGCUGAUGACCCCAAUUGAAACGUUCCAGGGAUGGUCAAGGAGCAACAAGCCACCACUUUUCAUGUUUAACACCAGACGCCCGUUUGGUGAUCCUUGUGAAGCUCCUCACGUCUUUUUCUUCGAGUCAAUAAAGGAAACAUCAAACAACGAAAUUCUUACCAUCUAUGCAAGAUCAGCACCUCGAAAUUUACCGGCUUGUCCUGCAAGUGGUAACCAUUCUGCUGAAUUUGUCUCACAGGUUCACGUUUUCUCACCAGCAACCAAGCGGCCUGAGGUUCAAAGAGCAGAAUGUUGCGAUGUCCUCAGUGUAAAGGGCUCUGGGAAAGCAGAUGUCCAGCUUAGAGAAUCACCACCUCCUCCUCCGCCACAGACCAACUGGCAGCGGCUUUUCGGUCGCUUGGAUGACAUCGACCAUUAUUUAGCCAGAAUGGAUACUCGCCUGGACCGAAUUGAAGAUCAUUUAGGCACACGCCCACCUCCCAUCGAUGAUGAUGAAGAUGACGAUGAAGAGGAUGAUUGA